Messenger RNA from Liolophura sinensis, 975 nucleotides. RefSeq names its product cytochrome c oxidase subunit 4 isoform 1, mitochondrial-like. Bases 59 to 643 code for a protein of 194 amino acids. The transcript is spliced from 5 exons. NCBI's taxonomy places the organism in Eukaryota, Metazoa, Mollusca, Polyplacophora, Chitonida, Chitonidae. The record is from RefSeq and is a predicted model, not a curated record. Gene Ontology annotation, cellular component: respiratory chain complex IV. Gene Ontology annotation, biological process: mitochondrial electron transport, cytochrome c to oxygen.
CAAUUACUUUCUGCCAUUUUGCUGAUCUGUACGCCGACAGCACCGUUACGCAAAAAUCAUGAGCAGCCAGUUACUACGGAUUGUUGCCCGCCAGGCACGUACGCUACCCAACCAAGGUUCUCGGGGUAUCAGUAUAUCCGCUUCCAGACAACAGGAGGUGGCUCUAGAUGCUGCGGCAAGAGACCGAAUUUAUCCAAAGUUAGGUAACCGGGAUGUGGUUGGGUUUGGGUUCAAUGGUACAGCCAGUUACAUGGACAGGACAGAGUUUCCAUGCCCAGCCAUCCGCUUUGGGGAGAACACCCCUGCUGUGCUGGCCCUCCGAGAGAAGGAAAAAGGAGACUGGAGCAAACUGUCAAUAGAAGACAAAAAAGCCUUGUACAGAGCAAGCUUCUGCAGGACAUACGCAGAGAUGAAUGCUCCUACUGGACAGUGGAAAAGUAUUCUAGCAACUGUCCUGCUGGCGCUGUCUGCUACAGGCUGGGUUGUUAUAUGGAUGAAAAAAUAUGUGUAUCCACCCAUGCCUUCCACCAUCACCAGGGAAUGGCAGAUUGACCAACAGCGCAAGAUGAUCAGCCAGGGCCAGGGCCGCGUAGAGGGAAUCGCUUCCGAAUGGGACUACUCCAAAAAUACAUGGAAAUCUUAAAAGUAGACCACUUAGAACAAUUCUCUUAAAUAUAUAAAUAGUCUUUAUUCUACAAGUGUGGAUGUACAUGUUUAUAUAAACUAGUGCUUUCGUGUGCAUUUCUCAGUGGAAGAGAACGUCAUUCCCAGCUUAAUAAACCUGCUCGGUCAAAACAGCUUUUUUAGUCUCACAGCCCUGAGCUCUUGAUAGCUGAGCCAAUACAUUCAACUAAGGCUUUACUAGCUGUAAACUUAUCCGUUUCGUGUACAAGUUGUCUUGAUUUUUAAAGCAACAUUAUGUUUGUUGGCAGCGAUUUGUUAUUGUUGCUAAAUAAAUACCGGUAAACCAGACAA